This is a messenger RNA of Diaporthe citri, 561 nucleotides long. RefSeq lists its product as uncharacterized. The record is from RefSeq and is a predicted model, not a curated record. Lineage: Eukaryota; Fungi; Ascomycota; Sordariomycetes; Diaporthales; Diaporthaceae. The coding region runs from base 1 to 561 and encodes 186 amino acids. The transcript has 2 exons.
AUGGUUCACUACGCGUCCCUCCUCCUCGCCUGCCUCCUGGGCAGCGCCGCGGCAGGCGUCGCCCCGAGCGACACGAAUUUGGAUGAGCGCUCCAACAAACAGGUCUCCACGGAUGGGACCCUGCACUGUGGCAUCUUCGGGUCCGGGGACAAGGACACCGUCUCGGCGCUUGAGAGGGAUCUGUCCGGGAAACUUAAGGACCAGAUGUUCAACAUCAAGCCCGGCGAGUGCAACAGGGUGCACUGCGACGAUACAACCGGAAUCUACGUCUGUAACGACGGCAGCCAUGAGAUACCGCUCAGUGGCUCAAUGAUUGCCAAGGGCGUCAAGUGUAUCUAUGACAACUGCUGCCGGGAUGACUACUCCGGCCUGUCCUCGUACAACAGGGGCCAGUCCGGGCAGAAGUUCUUCCAAGCGAUGGGUGUCAACUUCAACAUCGCUGUCGGGUACGGGAACUGCCGCGACCCCGUCAACAUCAGGCCCGACCGCGCCGAAGGCUGGGGCGUCAACCCCGUGUGCAAAGGCGGCGUCAUGGUCCCGGACAACGUCAACUGUUACUGA